AUGGAUGACACCAAGGAAAUAAUGCCGUCCAGACUCACAGGACUGACACAAGCAGUUGUGGAAAAUGCCAUCGAGAGAGCCUUUAGAGUCUGGAGUGAUGUGACACCACUAACGUUUGAAAGGGUCUUUGAGGAGGAAGGAGAUAUUGUGUUGUCCUUCCACAGAAGAGACCAUGGUGACCUCUACCCAUUUGAUGGAUCUAAAGAUCACUUUGCUCACGCUUUCUUGCCAGGCCCAGGUUUGGGGGGCAAUGUUCAUUAUGAUCUUGAUCAGACGUGGACUGACAGCAGUGAGAAUUUCAACUUGUUCUAUGUUACGGCUCAUGAACUGGGCCACGCCCUUGGACUCACUCAUUCUAAGGAUGAAGAGGCACUAAUGUUUCCCAACUACACAUGGGACAAUAAAGAUUUUGUGCUAAACCAGGAUGAUAUUAAUCGCAUCCAGGCUUUAUAUGGACCUUCCCAAAAUCCCAUGCAGCUAACAGGUGCAACACUAGAUCCAUGUAAUAGUGGUCUAACCUUUGAUGCUAUAACUACAUAUCGGGGGGAGGUGAUAUUCCUUAAAGACAGGUUCUUAAUUCGAGUAAUUAGCUUCCUGCCAGAGCCUUUGAUCAAUGAGAUGGAUCUUAUCUGGCCAAAUCUGCCAGGUAAAUUUGACGCAGCUUAUGAACCUAGUGUAGUAGAUGAACUCCGCUUUUUCAAAGGCAGUAAAGUCUGGGCUGUUCAGGAACAGAAUGUACUGGAAGGAUUUCCCAUGGACAUCCACAGCUACUUUGGUUUCCCUAGCAACGUGACCCACAUUGAUGCUGCUGUCUGUGAGGAAGAGACUGGAAAAACAUACUUCUUUGUUGACCACAUGUACUGGAGGUAUGAUGAAAAUACACGGUCCAUGGAUCCAGGUUAUCCCAGAUUAAUAGCAGAAGACUUUCCUGGAAUUAAUGAUAAAGUUGACGAUGUUUUCCAGAAAGAAGGUAAUUUCUAUUUCUUUCAUCAAUCAAUUCAACACAGAUUUAACCUCCAAACAAGAAAAAUUGAAGAUUCCGGUGAUUUUAGUACCUGGUUCAACUGCUAAAAAUAUUGGCAACUCAUUACCAAGUUAAUGAAAAUCCAUAUUCCAUGAUCUUAAAGAAGACAUUUUUCUGAAGAAUCAAAUAUUUUUAUAUUUUAUUUACCUUUCAGAUCUUCCAAUACAGAGAGAAACUAAGUAUUGUGAAAGUUUAUAAAACUUAUACAUAGUAUAAUAUUUUGUGAACUAAAACAGUUUAGUACCAAUUAGUAGCCUAAGAAGGUCAUGUCCUGGCUGAAGAGUCA
Molecule: messenger RNA, 1310 nt
Organism: Mastomys coucha (southern multimammate mouse)
Lineage: Eukaryota; Metazoa; Chordata; Mammalia; Rodentia; Muridae
Product: interstitial collagenase B-like
Exons: 9
Coding region: 1-1071 (356 amino acids)
Biological process (GO): collagen catabolic process; extracellular matrix organization; proteolysis
Cellular component (GO): extracellular matrix
Molecular function (GO): zinc ion binding; metalloendopeptidase activity
Source: RefSeq, a predicted model, not a curated record